CAGGGUUUGCCUAAAAUGGAAAUCAUUGUCUGCUCGGUGCCUUCCUGCCAGACAAGGCUGACCGUGCAGCCUCAAGUGACCGCUCAGUCCACGGACGAACAGCUGUAUCAUGACAAUGGUUGCAAACCCCUAAAACCGACUGUUCCCGAGUGCAACGUGCAUGCUAUUCUUAACACACCAGCAACGUAUCUGAUAACAUGCCUGGAAAGACCUAUCUCAUCACGGGAGCUAACCGCGGCAUCGGCCGUGGCAUGUUCGACCAUUAUGUCGCACAGCCAAACAACACCCUGAUUGCGGCUGUACGCGACACUGUCGGUGCUCAAGGCCUGCUCAGUGUAUCCAAAGGCGAGAAUACCAAAGUCAUCAUCGUCAAGAUCGACUCAACGUCGAAGACAGACCCCUACGAGGCCGUCAAAGGCAUCGACAAGAUUGAUAUCGUUAUCUCCAGCGCUGGUAUUGCGCCGCUCAACACCGUAGCUGAUGUGCCGCUUGAAGAGUUCGAAAACGCCCUCCAGGUCAAUGCCAUCUCUGUCAUGAUACUGUACAAGGCAACCCUGCCCUUACUCAAAAAGUCCGACUCAGCCCGCUUCGCCUUCAUCAGCGCUGCUGGUGGCAGUAUCAACAACAUGCCCGAAUUUCCCUACCCCAACAUCAGCUAUGCCGGUUCCAAGGCUCUCGCGAACGUCAUUGUCCGCAAGAUGGGUAUGGAAAACGACUGGCUGAUCACCCUGUGCAUCCAUCCUGGCCUCGUUCAAACAGACAUGGGUAACAUGGGAGCACGCGCUUUCGGUUUGGAGAAAGCACCGCUCACCCUGGGGGACAGCAGCAAGAACACUGCGUACAUUAUUGACAGUGCCAUAAAGCAGGAGCAUUCUGAACAAUUCUUCAACGAGACAAUUGACCGCCGCUACCCCUGGUGAGAUAGAACGUUUGAUUUAAACGUGGGCAUUCUGUCUUGAUGCUAUGAUUAUGAACACAUCGAAAUGUGCCUCUCAGAACGAUACGGG
Dothidotthia symphoricarpi CBS 119687 is the source of this 1007-nucleotide messenger RNA. RefSeq names its product putative short chain-type dehydrogenase. Lineage: Eukaryota; Fungi; Ascomycota; Dothideomycetes; Pleosporales; Dothidotthiaceae. Bases 198 to 920 code for a protein of 240 amino acids. Gene Ontology annotation, molecular function: oxidoreductase activity, acting on the CH-OH group of donors, NAD or NADP as acceptor. The transcript is spliced from 4 exons. The record is from RefSeq and is a predicted model, not a curated record.